UUUGGCUCAAAGCUCAAGGGUUCAGCCCAGACAGUUUUCCUUUCGGGUCGUAAACACCCCGGCCGGCGGCCAUCCAGCCGUCGACAGGCCAUGAGGCUUUGGACACUUUUGGUGCUGCUGGUGCCCAGCGCCGCCGUGAAAGAGCUUUUCACGGCCAAGGAAUUCAAGGAUCUGCUCGCGGAAGCCAAUGGCCGACCCAUUAUUCUGGACUUCUAUAGCAUGUCUUGUGGUCCCUGCCACAUGAUCGCGCCGGUCUUCCGCAAGAUCUCCAAGGACUUUGCCGGCAAAGCCUACUUCCGAAAGGUGGAUGUGGGCAAGAAUCAUCAGUUGGCAAGUCAGCAGGGCAUCCGUUCCAUGCCCACAUUUCAAUUCUGGCUCCGCGGCAAGAAGCGGCACCAAUUCUCUGGCGCGGAUGAGUACUCCUUGCGGGAAUGGACUCGGAAGCUGGUCGAUGAGGCGGAUCGUGACGACAUCGUCGUGACGCGGGAGGCGCUCGAGGAGUUUUAUCACAAGCACGAUCCUGCCAAAGCAUCCAAAGAGAGUAUCGACACGAUCUUGCAAAAGAACAGCAAGGACUUUCCGACCAUGGUUCGGCUGCUGAAGAAGAAGUAUGGUGAGGGGCCAAAGACAUCGCCACGACCCAAGUCUGAAAAGAAAGAGGAGACAAAGAGUACGGGCGGCCCGAACCUGCAGGCGGCCACAUUGGAGGAAUUGAAGCACGAGAUUGAGAGGCGGGAAGAAGAUGUGGCUGAAGCCAAGGCCGAGGAGGAGGAGUUGCGGCUGGAACACAACCCCUGCACAUUGUACCGAAACCGCACCAACAAUGCUAUUGAGCGCGUGGUGAUCAUUGGAGGAGGGCCCGCGGGAAUGACUGCGGCCAUCUAUGCGGCACGGUCCAAUCUAUGCCCUUUGGUGAUUGCACCAUCCAUGGGUGGCCAACUGAUGGCCAAGGGUGUGGAUGUGGAAAACUAUCCAGGCUUGCCACGUGAGAAUGGAGGUAUGAUGAUUCAGGUGAUGAAGCACCAAGCUCGGAGCUUCUAUGCCGAGGUCUGGGACGAUCAUGUCAUUGGCGUCAAUACGACGGCGCGGCCGUUUCAGAUCUUCACGAACAACUCCGGGCUGGUUCAGGCUCACACGAUCAUCGCGGCCACGGGAGCCAAUAGCAAAUGGCUUCAUGUGAAAGGCGAAUGGGAGUUCCGUGGGCACGGCGUGUCGAGUUGCGCCACCUGCGAUGGCUAUUUGUACAAGAACAAGGCCUGCGCCGUGAUCGGUGGCGGCGACAGUGCCAUGGAAGAGGCCUUGGUCUUAGCAAGGAUCUGCAGCUCGGUCGACCUGCUCCACCGCCGCGACGCCUUCCGGGCCUCGCUGGUGUUGCAGCAGCGGGUGCUGAACCAUCCCAACAUCCGAGUUAGAUGGAACACAGCGGUGAAGCGCUUUGUGGGGAAGACCACAGAGGUUGAGGGCGUGGAGCAUAAGGAGCUCACGCAUUUAGAGCUCAUGGACACCCAGGACAGCUCCAAAGAUGACCUGGUUCCCAUGGAGGCGGCCUUCAUUGCCAUUGGCCACGACCCCAACACCCGGCUCUUCCGGGGACAGGUGGACAUGGACGAGACCGGCUAUCUCCAGGUGACCGGCAGCCGGACCUCGGUGCCGGGCUUCUUCGCCGCCGGCGAUGUGGCGGACCAUGUCUACCGACAGGCCAUCACGAGCGCGGGCUCGGGCGCCAUGGCGGCGCUCGAUGCGGAGAAGUACCUGGAUGAGAAUCCGGUGGAGGAAGACACUUGCGUGAAGCAGGAAGACUUCCAGACUUGGUCGCUCAAGGAUCUUCGCGAACAGGUGAAGUUAUUGGGUGUGAACUGCGUGGCGUGCCGAGAGAAGCAAGACUUCAUUGCCUCCCUCCAGGCCACAUUCUGAGAAUCCGCGAAUCCGCGCCAGUGACGGGCGCUGUGAUCGGCGCGGCGAUCGUUCUAAGACAUGCACCAGACGACCAGAGUGAAUUCGCUGAAGUCCGGGAGUACUGAGCACACUAGACAUACAUUGACA
Durusdinium trenchii is the source of this 2043-nucleotide messenger RNA. Lineage: Eukaryota; Dinophyceae; Suessiales; Symbiodiniaceae. The record is from the annotation of a GenBank genome assembly.